AUGGGCUCAAGGCUGCUGGCUACGGCUCUUUCGCAGUGGCUUGGCUGCAUGUCGACGACGGCUGUCGUAUACCUCGCGCGAGAAGAGCGCGAAAGUGGGCAAGCCACGGUGAAUCUCACCAGCUUCGAUGCCGCGGUGUCCUCUGCGGGGGGAGCUCCUGCGACUUUUUUUUGUCUCCUCGACAGUGACACAGAUGUGGAGGCGAUAGUAAGUGUGCUUCGGCACGGUGUGAUCUCGCAGCGUCAGGGGAAACCCUUCGUGCGUUCAAAGCGACUUGUGCUUCUGCAGCUUGCCGUCAGUGGGGAUUUUCAUCUUCUGGGAAACGUUCUCCGUGGCAUCGUUUCCUGCAUUGAAGGCCAGCUUCACCUCAGCGUAGAUUGUGGCGUUGUGGACAUCGACCCCUGGACGGCCGCCGCCGUCGGCUACGCUGUGCUGGAGGUUGCGCCACGCACCGCACAGUAG
Messenger RNA from Trypanosoma rangeli, 462 nucleotides. RefSeq lists its product as uncharacterized. The record is from RefSeq and is a predicted model, not a curated record. The coding region runs from base 1 to 462 and encodes 153 amino acids. NCBI's taxonomy places the organism in Eukaryota, Euglenozoa, Kinetoplastea, Trypanosomatida, Trypanosomatidae. The transcript has a single exon.